AUGAGCACCGACGCCCAGGACGAGGCCCCCGCCCCCAGCCGGCUGCUGGAAGACCUCAGGCAGCGGCUGGUGCGCGCCUUUCAUCGGGCGGUGCCGCGCGCGGGCUCGAGACGGGCGCCGGAGGAGGCCGAGGCGGCGGCCGCGCGCGAGGAGCAUGGGCAGGCGCGCGUCGAGAGCGCCCUCGAGGGGCUGCGCGCCGAGCUGCUGGAAAUGCAUUUCCAGAACCGCCAGCUGACCAGAACCUUACUGGAUUUAAACAUGAAAAUGCAGCAAUUGAAAAAGGAUUAUGAGCUGGAGAUUGCAUCCGAUUCUCGAGACCUGGAAGAUAAUGCUAUGAACCAAGAAUGA
Orycteropus afer afer is the source of this 348-nucleotide messenger RNA. RefSeq names its product alanine and arginine rich domain containing protein (gene AARD). The transcript has 2 exons. The record is from RefSeq and is a predicted model, not a curated record. NCBI's taxonomy places the organism in Eukaryota, Metazoa, Chordata, Mammalia, Tubulidentata, Orycteropodidae. Bases 1 to 348 code for a protein of 115 amino acids.